AUGACACAUCUAAAGGUAAGUACCUCCUUAACACUGUGCAAGCCCACUUACAAGGCCCAGAGGUGUUAGAAUUAUGUUUUCUCUGUGUCAGGUGCUGCCUUCUCCAGUCCCAGUCAAAGAGGAGUCUGAAGAAUGCUCCCUUCUGCCAGUAGAUGAAGAGGAAGUUGCCUUAAUUACAGUGAAGAAGGAAGAGCAUGAAGACUGGUUGAAGUCAGAAGAUGAGGAUGUUGUGAAGGUGUCAAUGCCUUGGGAGCCGUUGGAAACACCAUCAUCAUCAUGCUCAGAUACAGAGGAUACAGAGGACAGUGAGAUGGAAAGUGAUAAUGUGCGGGUGAGUUCAAGCAUUUAA
This is a messenger RNA of Coregonus sp. 'balchen', 349 nucleotides long. The record is from the annotation of a GenBank genome assembly. Lineage: Eukaryota; Metazoa; Chordata; Actinopteri; Salmoniformes; Salmonidae.